GGACCCGCAGCGCAUGCGUCGAGCGGGCUCCUGGCAGACCGCGGCGUGGGAAGGGAAGAGAGCUGGAUGUCAGCAUGAAGCGGAGAGCCAGGAUGCAGGGCAGAGGGUCCACCUGGUAGCCCCUCUGCCCCUUCCCUCCUGCGAUGGGGCUCAGCGAUUGGCUGGGCGCCUGGUGCUGCGCGUGCGGAUGCUGCCGGCGCGAGAGGGCGGCCGCGCUCCCAGAGAAGGAGCCCUUGGUCAGUAAUAACAACCCGUAUGCUUCGUUUGGGGCAACCCAGUCGUGGGAUGAAGAGAAAAACUUGUGGAGCGCCCCUCACGACGUCUCCCACACCGAAGCCGACGAUGACCGGGUCCUAUACAACCUUAUUGUGGUCAGAGACAGAUUGGACAAAGAUUCUGAGGAAUGGCAAAAACUGAACUACGACAUCUAUACUCUAAGACAACUGCGAAGAGAAGUAAGAAACAGGUGGAAACGCAUUCUGGAAGACUUGGGUUUCCAGAAGGAGGCAGAUACGCUGUUGUCUGUGACCAAACGCAGCAUUGUUAGCGACUCUCAGAAUAUGAGCAAAGCCCGUGAAAUCCUCUUGAAGCUAUCUGAGGAGACAACUAUUUUCCCAACAAGCUGGGAGCUUUCUGAGAGAUACCUUUUUGUGGUGGACCGUCUCAUUGCCCUUGAUGCUGCUGAUGAGUUCUUCCGCAUUGCCAGCGUAACCUAUCCAAAGAGACUUCACAUGGCAAAAGAUGAAGACCAACUGAAAACAGACCAGUGCAAUUCCACGCUGUCGUAACACCGCAUCCCUCGUGCUGGAAGUGACUGUUCUUGUUUUUGGAGGGCUGAGCCAAAACGGUGGGACUUCUUACUUUAGAGAAGCACAGCAGGCCAUCAGGACAAAGAAUCCUCUGCCUGGCAAGUGGCACGAUGCCAUAGAGACUUGUGGUCUGUGACAAGGACAUUCAGACACUGUUGUAAGCGUCGGUGCUAGUCUAGAUGUUGGUGGUAGUCUUCCUGCUACUGCAAAGAUACAAAGAGUGCUCUGGUGGUGGUAGAAGAAACCUCCCACAUAAAGUCUUGCUUCUUGUGUAUGAAGUGGCUUUCACUUCACUGAGUACAAUGAUUUGUGUUCCCUAUAAGUGGCCAUUCCUUCCUUCCACUGUCAGUGUUCUUGUUUAAGUGAAAUCCUAACAGAGGAUGAAAGCUGCCAUUUUGUCAAGCCCUCCUUGCCUCUGAGUACAUUUUGUGUUGUGCCAGCGAACUCAUCUAUGCCCACUUAUGCAAUGAGACAUUAAGUGUCUGGUAGCUGUGGGUGACUUGUAUCCCUGUGACAUGACCAAUAACGUGUUGUGAAUGGCAUUAACAGUGGAAAUGAGUUUCUGGUAGCAGAAGUGUCUCCAUGUGUCUUUUUAGUAAGUGACGAAGCAGGAAAUCAAAUCCUGUGAUUUCCAAGCUGAUAUUUUUGCCUCAAAAUAUUUUAAAACAAACUUCUGUUACAUCUGCUUCAGCUUUGCCUGCCUAGUACGGGUCCAUCGUUAGACUGUGAGUGUUUUAUGUGUAAUUACAGUCACACUCCACACUUGCAGGUUUCACUUGCAAAUUCGAUUAUUCAUGGAUUUGAUUAAUACACAAUGUGUCCUGGCGAUCAAGUGAAACUUGAUCGCUCAUUAAACCAUUGGCAGCUUUUUGUAUAGGUGUACCAUGUUGCCAUCAUUAAAUAUAUUCCUUUGAAAUAGGGUCCAUCAUAUUGAAACGCUGUAUAUUCUCUCUAGGAAUUUCAUAAGUCCUCUGGUGCAACUCUAUGUCGAAUUCCACCUAAUGUUGCUUGGAGGAUCUAGCAAUUACUAGAGAAAGUGAAAAAAAAAGGUUUUGUUUGUGGUCUUUCCACAUUUGCACAGGCGCUUUACCCUUAACUCCAGGAAAUAUAGAGGGGUGACUGUAUUUCUUUUAAGAUAUUUUGCUGGAAAAAACAAAUCUGAGCAUUCCUUGAUGGGGAAUUUCUUGUUAACAAUUUAUUGUAAAUUGACAUCUCAUUCCAGGGGCUUUCUAUGCUCCAUUUAGUAUUUUGGUCACAAGCUGAACUUGGGCAUUCCCGCUUCUCCUUUCAGUUUGCUGUGGCUGAGCAUUCAGUAACUGAGAGGCACAAAAUUGUUCUCUUUUUAACCCCCCCCCCCCCAAAUAUUUGAACAAAUGUGUGUUUACUUUAUGGAAAUCUAUAUAAUGUUUUAAACGUGAAUGAUAGCAAAAUAUAUAUUUGCUGUUUUUAGAUUCGGAAAUGAGCAGUCAUUUUAAACUGCAGAUGUGGUGAAGGCUCACAACUUUGGAAAAUUAAAAAAAGCUGCUGAUCUUGCCAGAUGGCAUUCCGUUUUGUGCAUACAACCCAACAAACCAAGCGGCAAGAUAAAUUUUAAGUGUUUAUAGCAGGAUUGGAAAUCAUGCAGUGCUGAUGGAUUGUUAGGCCCAGCAGCGUAGGAAUGGUGAGAGCUACAGUUCAGCAACAUCUGAAGAGUCACAUGAUCCUCACCCCUGAUUUAUACCAACUAGGUUCAUGUAACUAUUGAAGUCUGAGUGUUGUCAGGUUUCCUAUAAAAAUGUAGGCAUUACUUCUAUACAUUGGUACAAUUAAUUUAAUAAAUAAAUAAAUAAAUCUGA
Messenger RNA from Anolis carolinensis (green anole), 2644 nucleotides. RefSeq names its product melanoregulin (gene mreg). Gene Ontology annotation, biological process: melanosome transport; melanocyte differentiation. Gene Ontology annotation, cellular component: melanosome. The transcript has 5 exons. NCBI's taxonomy places the organism in Eukaryota, Metazoa, Chordata, Lepidosauria, Squamata, Anolidae. The record is from RefSeq and is a predicted model, not a curated record. The coding region runs from base 144 to 788 and encodes 214 amino acids.